Sycon ciliatum is the source of this 3932-nucleotide messenger RNA. RefSeq lists its product as uncharacterized. The coding region runs from base 1 to 2928 and encodes 975 amino acids. Gene Ontology annotation, molecular function: aspartic-type endopeptidase activity. The record is from RefSeq and is a predicted model, not a curated record. Gene Ontology annotation, biological process: proteolysis. The transcript has 3 exons. Lineage: Eukaryota; Metazoa; Porifera; Calcarea; Leucosolenida; Sycettidae.
AUGUCCAAGGACUCCAUCGACCAGUUCCUUAUCAGUGGGCACGCAAGUGAGGUCCAACAGCGUUGGAAGAAAUGGCGGCGGGCUUUCCAGUACUUCAUCGAAGCCAAGGACAUUACCGACCCAGAUCGCCAGCGCAGCAUGCUGUUGCACAAGGCUGGCCUACAGAUUCAGGAGAUCUUUGAAGAUCUCGAAGACCCGGUUGCGCAGGCAGAUAGACCAGGGGAUGACAACGCUUUCAAACAAGCGGUAAGAAUGCUUGAUGAGCAUUUCGCAUACACAGUCAAUCCAACUUUUGAGCGGCACGUUUUCAGACAGAUGUCACCCAAUGUAGGAGAGAAUGCCACGCAAUUCUGCACCAGACUCCGUACGCAGGCCAAACUUUGUGCAUUUGCUGCAGAUGACGAGCACAUUCGUGAUCAGAUGAUUGCCACUUGUAUUGACGUCGAUCUGCAACGCUCUCUUCUGUCCAAGAGUAACCUUACCCUACAGGUGCUGCUGGAAAAGUUUCGCGUGCGAGAAUCGUCAGGCAUUCAAGUAAGAUCUAUGGCGACGGCAGCGUCAAGCGUCAGUGCCAGCCCGAGCAGCGUCGACGCCGUACGCUCUACGACAUCGUCAACGCGCUCCCCAUGUACGCGAUGCAACAGGGUGGGUCACGCGUCGUCAGCUGACGAUUGCCCAGCACGCCGCCGCCGAUGCAACACGUGUAGUAAGGUUGGACACUAUGCUGUUUGUUGUAGAUCUCAAGGUGGUACUAGUAGUAGUAAUGCAAGUAGAUCAUCGCAUGCCCAACCUAGGGAUGCUGGUACUCACCAUGUCUCACUGCCUGACCAAUGUGAUGAAGCUCUAAGCUCAGAUUUCAUGAUUGCCAAUAUUGGGUCCCAGCACAGUCACACUGGCAAAUUCCGAGUUGAUGUACAUGUAAACGGGAAACCCCUCAACAUGGAACUUGACACAGGGGCACAGUUAUCGAUCAUUCCUGAAGCUCUUUGGAAACAGUUGUGGGGAGAUGUCAAACUGAAUGCCACCAAGACUGCACUCUGUACUUUCUCGGGGGCACCUUUAACUGUUGUGGGGGAGGCCUGUGUCGAUGUACAGUACCAGUCGCAACAUGUCCAGGAGAAGAUUCUUGUGGUCAAAGAGGGCACCACCCCGUUGUUCGGCCGCAAUUGGUUGUCUAACAUACGUUUGGAUUGGCAUACCAUCUGUUCUGUCUCUUCUGCUCCACGUACGUCUGAUUCUGAGUCUGUAUUAGACGAGUUCCCAAGCGUUUUUGAAGGUGGUCUGGGCAAGAUCCAUGACUCGGAGGCGGUGAUCCACAUUGCCAGCGGGGCAAUUCCCAAGUGUUACUCAGCUCGACCGUUGCCAUACGCCAUGAAACCGCAAGUUGAUGUUGAAUUAGAUCGUUUGAUUAAGGAGGGUGUUCUAGUUCCGGUAGAAUCUUCAGAGUGGGCUUCUCCUAUUGUUGUUGUGAAGAAAGCCGAUGGUUCUAUACGACUCUGUGCAGACUUUAAAGUCACCAUCAACCAGCAUAUUGAAAGCAACAUACACCCUAUUCCAAAUCCCAGUGAUUUAUUGUCCAGCAUUGCAGGGGCCUCUGUUUUCUCAAAAGUUGAUCUCAGCCAAGCAUACACUCAGUUGCCAUUGUCCGAAGACAGUCAGAAACUGUGCGUCAUUGCAACCCAUCGAGGGUUAUUUGCUUUCACGAGAUUGCCCUUUGGCGUUUCCUCAGCACCAUCAAUCUGGCAAAAGACUAUAGAGCAGAUCUUAGCUGGCAUCGAUGGGGUCAUCGUGUACUUUGAUGACAUCUUAAUCACGGGAACCAACCAAGCAGAGCAUGAUACCCGGUUGCGUCAAGUUCUAGACAGAUUUGAGAAGGCAGGAUUACAGCUGAAGAAAGCGAAGUGUGAGCUGAACCAGGAGAGUGUCAAGUAUCUAGGCUUCAUUGUAUCAAGCAAGGGGCUGCAUGCUGAUCCUAGCAAAGUAUCUGCUAUAGCCAAAGCACCACAGCCCACUAACGCGUCAGAACUACACUCCUUCUUGGGGCUGGUCAACUUUUAUGGUCGAUUUAUCCCUAAUGCUUCGCAGUUGUUGUAUCCCUUGAACCGUCUUCUUCAGAAGGGUACAGAAUGGAACUGGACUCCCGAGUGUCAACAUGUGUUCAUCCAGUGCAAGGAGAUCUUAGCAUCGUCAAACGUACUGGCUCACUAUGAUCCCAAGAAACCACUCAUCUUGGAGUGCGACGCGUCUCCCACGGGAAUCGGUGCCUGCCUACUACAACCAGACAAACUUUCUGUGCUUCAGGAACAACAGCUCACGGAUUACAUUAAGUCUGUCAAUGUUGAUCCUUGUCAUGAUCUGCCAUUAUCCGCUACCGAUGUUAGCAAGGCAACUUCAGCUGACCCCACUCUACGUAAGGUCAUGCACCACAUCACACAUGGCUGGCCUAGCAGUGUCCCAGACAGUCUUUCCUCGUACUAUCGUAUUCGAGACCAGCUAUCUGUUGAGCAGGGAUGUAUCACCUGGGGUUUGCGGGUUGUGAUUCCCUUGGUAUUUCGUUCCAGUCUGUUGCAUGAGUUGCAUGUUGAUCAUCUUGGCGUAUCUCGCAUGAAAGCUGUGGCUAGAUCCUUCUUCUGGUGGCCUCACUUAGACCAAGACAUAGUUGAACUUGCUGCGAAUUGUCGUCUAUGCCAACAGCAGGCUCGAGCACCAACGAAGGCACCCAUUCACCACUGGGUCUACCCGAACCGGCCAUUUGAGAGGGUUCAUCUUGAUUUCGCUGAAUACAAAGUUUUGCAACGCACAUGCAGGCCAAGCAAGACUCUGCGCCAGCUAUGCGAGCUUUCCUGCCAGGUGACAGCGUCUGGGUCAAGGAUGUUCGCCAUGACAAAUGGACACCAGCGGUUAUUGCAGCCAGACUGGGACCACUGACCUACUCUGUUGAGAGUGGUACCACCAUCCGUCAUGUCCAUAUUGAGCAUUUACGGUUACGAGAUCCCGCCGGUGAUACAUCCGACAGUGCUGAUUCGGCUCGUAAGUGUCCAUUGCCCUCCAUACCUGAUAAUUUGAUUACUCCAGAGGAUAGCUCUGAGAACGCUCCUACUGUUACAGCUGCUACGUUUCCCGCUUCUAGUACUGUUACCUACAAUGAGUCUGCAGAUGCAAGCACAGCAAUAGAUUCUGAACCAGACACACCCAGUCCAGCAGUCUCUUUGCGACGUUCUACUCGGAUCUCUAGACCACCAGAGCGCUUAAUUGAGAACCCGUCUUUCGGCAAGUAACUGGACGGGGUUUCCGGCUCAUGUUUAUAGAUUUCGUCUUUACUUUCAGGCUUCAUUUUGUGAAGGGGAAGGGAGUGUUAUAGUUAGACAUUUCAAUAAUUCUCGAGCAUACUUCAAAUAUUCACGAUAGUAAUAUGUUGUGCAAAUACAUAAAUCACGUACCUGACUUCUCCAGGUCUAGGUCACUCCGAGACACCUUUCUUGCAAGGUAUGAUAAUACUUCAUGUUUACAAACAUUAGUUAUCUUCCUGCUGCAAGCGAAGGCUGUUGUUUACAAAGUCUUCGCCCAUAAUUUAUUUGCAUGUUGCUCACACGCAACCUUUCCCAAACUGAAUUUGACGCAUGCGCUCUGUGUACAUCUCUAGAAUAAAAUUGUGCUCGCUGCUCUAAAACUGCACGCCACUCUGUAGCGUACAUCUAGAGAUCUAAAGUCCGCAUGCGCUGUACGCUAACUUUGCAUCCGGUUGCACCAAACGCUUGGAGCGCAUAUAACCUGAGCUUGCUAUCAUUUUCAUUCAUUCCGCUCGAGUCUAAGGACUCUCCAGUCUUCUACUAUACUAUGGUAAAGUAAUGGAUAAACCUAUUACCCGUUGUGUUUUGUGAGUGCCUUAGUUCCUAUCGUGUGCAGAACGUUGAAUUACAACACACGUCACC